Messenger RNA from Tyto alba (common barn owl), 8955 nucleotides. It is a transcript of the gene RASAL2, whose product is annotated as RAS protein activator like 2. Gene Ontology annotation, biological process: regulation of GTPase activity. Bases 88 to 4104 code for a protein of 1338 amino acids. The transcript is spliced from 19 exons. Lineage: Eukaryota; Metazoa; Chordata; Aves; Strigiformes; Tytonidae. The record is from RefSeq and is a predicted model, not a curated record.
GGAGCCGCGCCGCGGCGGGCGCUGAGGCGAAGCGGGGCGCAGCGCGGGACGCCGGCGCGGCUCGUCCCGUCCCCCCCCCCCGUCAGCAUGGAGCCCGCUCCCCCCGCCGCGGCGGCGGCGGCGGGCGAGCCGGCGGCCUGGGCGGCGGAGGCGUUUGCGGAGCCGGAGCUGGGCUCGGAGGAGCUGGAGGCGGCGGGCGGCGCGCUGGACCGCGUCCUGCUGGAGUCGGUCUGCCAGCAGCAGGGCUGGCUCCGUGUCUACGAUGUGAAAGGACCACCUACACACCGACUGUCCUGCGGCCAGUCCCCCUACACCGAAACGACAACAUGGGAGAGGAAAUACUGCAUCCUGACAGACAGCCAGCUCGUGCUGCUCAACAGGGAGAAAGAGGUGCCUAUCGAUGGGGUCCAGGAGCCGCAGGCGGACGCUACCAAAGGGCGCUGCCUGCGCCGGACGGUGAGCGUCCCCUCCGAGGGCCAAUUCCCCGAGUACCCACCAGAGGGGGCCGCCAAACUAGAGGUCCCAGCAGAGAGAUCUCCUCGCAGACGGAGCAUCUCCGGGACCAGCACCUCUGAGAAAACCAACUCCAUGGAUGCUUCGAAUACUUCUCCUUUCAAAGUGCCAGGCUUCUUCAGUAAACGUCUGAAAGGGUCCAUCAAGAGGACAAAGAGUCAGUCAAAGCUGGACAGGAACACUAGUUUCCGUCUCCCGUCUCUCCGCAACGCUGAUGACAGGUCACGCGGAUUGCCAAAGCUGAAAGAGUCCCGUUCCCAUGAGUCCUUACUGAGCCCCGGCAGCGCCGUGGAGGCCCUGGACCUCGGGUCAGAAGAAAAAGUCUUCGUCAAGCCACUUCACAGCAGUAUCCUUGGACAAGACUUCUGCUUUGAGGUAACCUACUCCAGUGGCAGUAAAUGCUUCAGUUGUUCCUCUGCAGCGGAGAGGGACAAGUGGAUGGAAAAUCUACGCAGAACAGUGCAGCCAAAUAAGGACAACUGCCGUCGAGCGGAAAAUGUUCUCCGUCUCUGGAUCAUUGAGGCAAAGGACCUGGCCCCCAAGAAGAAAUACUUCUGUGAGCUGUGCCUUGAUGACACUCUCUUUGCCCGCACCACCAGCAAAACAAAAGCAGAUAACAUUUUCUGGGGAGAGCACUUUGAGUUCUACGGUCUCCCACCUCUUCACAGCAUCACAGUUCACAUCUACAAGGAUGUGGAGAAAAAGAAGAAAAAGGACAAGAACAAUUACGUAGGCCUGGUCAACAUUCCCAUGGCCAGUGUAACCGGUCGCCAGUUUGUGGAAAAAUGGUACCCGGUCAGCACACCUACACCCAACAAAGGGAAAUCGGGGGGACCUUCCAUUCGGAUAAAGUCCCGUUAUCAGACCAUCACCAUCUUGCCCAUGGAGCAAUACAAAGAAUUUGCAGAGUUUGUUACCAGCAACUACACUAUGCUGUGCUCAGUGCUGGAACCCGUGAUCAGCGUAAGGAAUAAGGAAGAGAUGGCCUGUGCUUUGGUGCACAUUCUUCAGAGCACCGGGAGAGCGAAGGACUUCUUGACGGAUUUGGUGAUGUCUGAGGUAGAUCGCUGUGGGGAGCAUGAUGUCUUGAUCUUCAGGGAGAACACACUUGCUACCAAAGCUAUUGAGGAAUACCUGAAGUUGGUAGGGCAGAAGUAUCUUCACGAUGCACUAGGGGAGUUUAUCAAGGCUUUGUAUGAGUCAGAUGAAAACUGUGAAGUGGAUCCCAGCAAAUGUUCAUCCAGUGAAUUAACAGAUCAUCAGAGCAACCUGAAGAUGUGUUGUGAGCUGGCCUUCUGCAAGAUUAUCAAUUCUUACUGCGUGUUCCCUCGCGAGCUGAAGGAGGUGUUUGCAUCUUGGAAGCAGCAGUGCCUGAGCAGGGGCAAGCAGGACAUCAGCGAACGCCUGAUCAGUGCCUCCCUCUUCCUUCGCUUCUUGUGCCCCGCUAUCAUGUCCCCCAGCCUCUUCAGCCUCAUGCAGGAGUACCCUGACGACCGGACAUCUCGCACGCUCACACUUAUUGCUAAAGUCAUUCAGAAUCUCGCCAAUUUUGCAAAGUUUGGUAAUAAGGAGGAGUAUAUGGCCUUCAUGAAUGACUUUUUGGAACACGAGUGGGGAGGAAUGAAGCGUUUUCUCCUGGAGAUCUCUAAUCCGGAUACCAUCUCCAACAUGCCUGGAUUUGAGGGCUACAUCGACCUGGGCAGAGAGCUCUCAGUUUUGCAUUCCCUCUUAUGGGAGGUUGUGUCCCAACUUGAUAAGGGUGAAAAUUCCUUCCUACAGGCGACCGUGGCAAAACUGGGACCUCUUCCUCGUAUUCUUGCCGAUAUCACCAAAUCAAUGACCAACCCUACGCCGAUACAGCAGCAGCUGAGGCGUUUCACUGAGCACAGCUCUAGUCCCAACGUCAGUGGCAGUCUCUCCUCAGGGCUUCAGAAGAUAUUUGAGGACCCCACUGAUGGUGACUUGCAUAAGCUGAAGUCUCCAACCCAGGAAAAUGUAGAUGGAUAUUUUAGGGGCAAGACCUUACUGUUGGUUCAGCAGGCAUCCACCCAGAGCAUGACCUACUCGGAUAAGGACGAAAGGGAAAGCCUCCUGCCCAACGGACGUAGCAUCUCCCUCAUGGACCUCCAGGACCCCCACACGGCUCACAGCGACCACGCUUCGAUGAUGCACGACGUGCCUUUGCGCCUGGCCGGCAGCCAGCUCUCCGUCACGCAGGUGGCCAACAUCAAACAGCUGUGGGAAACUCAGAGCACGCCCCAGAGCGCUCCCCAGGUGAGAAGGCCUCUGCACCCGGCUUUGAACCAACAGGGCAGCCUCCAGCCCCUGUCCUUCCAGAACCCCGUUUACCACCUCAACAACCCGACCCCGCCGAUGCCGAAGGCCUCCGUGGACUCCAGCCUGGAGAACCUGAGCACCGCCAGCUCCCGGAGCCGAAGCAACAGCGAAGACUUCAAACUCAGCGGCCCCAGCAACAGCAGCAUGGAGGACUUCACCAAACGCAGCACGCAGAGCGAGGACUUCUCCCGGCGCCACCCGGGCCCGGAUAAACCGGUCCCCAUCGCGCUGCCCCGCCAAAACAGCAGCAGCCAAGCGCAGAUCCGCAAAGUGGACCAAGGCGGGCUGGGCGCCCGGGCCAAGGCGCCGCAGUCCCUGCCGCACAGCGCUUCCCUGAGGAGCACCGGCAGCGUCUCGGGGGUGUCGGGGGCCGUGGCGACCGAAGCCCUGCAGAACGGGAGCCGCUCCCGGCAGCAGUCCUCCUCCUCCAGAGAGAGCCCUGUCCCGAAGGUGCGGGCAAUUCAGAGGCAGCAGACGCAGCAGGUUCAGUCCCCCGUGGACUCUGCCACGAUGUCCCCGGUGGAAAGGACGGCUGCGUGGGUUCUCAAUAAUGGCCAGUACGAAGAAGUAGAGGAGGACGCGGAGCAGAAUGCAGAUGAAGGCAAGCACGCCGAGAAGUACGAACAAGAGAUAGCGAAGCUGAAGGAGCGCCUGAAGGUGUCAAGUCGCCGGCUGGAGGAAUAUGAGCGGCGGCUCCUGGUGCAAGAGCAGCAAAUGCAGAAGCUGCUGAUGGAGUACAAGUCUAGGCUGGAAGACAGCGAGGAGAGACUGCGCAGGCAACAGGAGGAGAAGGACAGCCAGAUGAAAAGUAUCAUCAGCAGACUCAUGGCAGUGGAAGAGGAGCUGAAGAAGGAUCAUGCAGAGAUGCAAGCUGUCAUCGACGCAAAGCAGAAGAUUAUUGAUGCACAGGAGAAGCGGAUCGUGUCGCUGGACUCGGCCAACACGCGGCUGAUGAGUGCCCUGACGCAGGUGAAGGAGCGCUACAGCAUGCAAGUCCGCAAUGGCAUCUCCCCCACCAACCCCACCAAGCUUUCCAUCACGGAGAAUGGUUUACAUAAUGCUGCUAAUAAAAUGGAAAAGAGAAAGAAGAACUCUGAAGGGUGGGCUUUAAUUCCCCACUCAAGGCCAGGAGAACCGGGCUCCCGAGAACAAGUCCUUCCGUAUCACUGUGUAAAUAGAGGGAGCCCUUGGGUCAUGUACAGAAAACGCCGAUGUAAUAUACCAAAAGGAAGUGAAUACUGUAGAUUUUUUUAAUUAUUGCUAUUUUUAUUAUUAUUAUUUUUUUCUCUUGUUGAAAGCACUGCAGCCCUUGGAGGAGGAAGAGGGGAGUGUGAGUGCACGUGUGUUGUGGGUGAGAGAGAGAGAGAUGAGCAGGGGGUUACACCAGACAGCAGCUGUAUGUGUCAGGCUGACUGAGACAUGCGUGGAGUGAAAUCGCAGUGAAAUGAAUUCUGUAAGAAAACUCAUCUGCUGGUUUUAUUCCCCUCUUCUCUAGCUAUUCUUGAACUGAAUCCAAACUCGAUAGCAAACGCUUUAGCAAGAAAAUUGGCUCUUGCUGGGGCCCGUACCUACUUGUGGUAGGACUCCGGCAAAAAAACUGUCGGUCUUUUUGGCCAAGGUGAAAGCUCGGAGCCGCAAGCUCGUUUCCUUGCAUUUGCACACAGUCAGGCUUCCCAUCAGACAGACAGAGGGAAUCUGCAGUUUUUCACGGUAGGAUUCUUUCUUUUUUACCCCGGUUCUAAUGCAGUUUUAUAUUUUUCCGUUUGUGAGAAUUUACAGACCUGUAAAUACUUUUUUUUGUUGUUUGACGUGGGAUCCAGUCCCCGCUUGACGCAGCACGCGGCGGCGCCCUGAGCUCGCGCUCCCCCGGGCGCAGGCGGGCUGAUGCUCUGGGGAGGGGGCGAGCCGGAGGGCGCCGUGCCCAGCAAAGGCGGCGUCCGUAUGCAAAAUUUUCCUUUUCCCUCCAGGUUUUCUAUAUUUUAACUCUCGUUCCGUUUCACUGUUUCAGCCACUAGCUUAGCCAGUCCAGUUCCAAUGAAAGAUGCUUUCCGCACGUUUGUCUUUAAAAGAUCUUCCAUUUCCACUGAAAUUUUUCUUUCUCUGGAUACUUCAACGGGUUUUUAUGAAGUUCUGUACACUCUAUUUUUUUCUUAAGGAGUUUUGACUAAGCCUUCUUCUCCAAUUACUUUCAGUUGCAUUUCAUAGAAGCGCGAUUCCAGGCUGUAGGUGAAUGUGUAUAUAAUUACAAAGUGACCUUCUCGUGGAAGAUCGUGACACUCACAAACUGUAAAAGAUUAACAAUAAAUGACACAGGAUUGGCAGUUCUCAUGAUUUCAUCAAAUGCCACAAUAUUGAGUCUGAGGAGGGGUUUUUUUUUUAAAGCCCCAGAUUCUAGAGCCAAGCGAUAAGUGUGUGAAUCUUCACUUUCACUUUUUGGUGUACGUUUCUAGCCCCCAGACUCUCAAUGUUGAAUAAAAUUAUCGCAACAGCAAUUCAAAUUUUGAAUUACAGAAAUAUUCCGGUACCGGUGAGCGCGAUUAACCAUUCAAACAUGUUCUGGAAAUUGGAAAUUGGAAAAGCUGACUUCAGAAUGAGCCAAAACCUGGAGAGGGUGCCUCGGUGUGGGGCGUGUUUAACAAGCAAUUCAGGCCGCAACCAAGAAAUGAAUGAGGUGGCUCUGGGGGUACCUGGCUGAAAUCGUGCAGCCUGUGAUAUGGAGAAGGUCGGAGCCGAUGAGCUGAUGAUCCUUUCUGGCCUUCCUUUCUCAGUCUCUAAAACUGUGCUACGCUAAGAAUGUAGGAGUUUCUAAGCCAGUCCCUUCACCUCCCGAAAGCGACCCACGUUGCCUUCGACGCGAAGGGUCGCCAGCGCCGAGGACCCGAAUUCGGUGUCUGUUGUCAGGUUGGUUUGUUCUUGGGGAAGCGAGUUGACCUCAGCUCUGCGGGCAAAGGCAGGUUGUGACAGAGCGCUGCACGUCAACGGCUCGGCCUGGGUACUGUGCUCCGAUACUGCAGUUAAACGUCAUCACACACGCGUGUGACGUUCCGAGCUACGCCUAAACACAGGGACCACGUCUCCUGCGUUGUAAGCUGUACAAGACAAAUGUGUACGCGUCUGUCUUUCAGCGGGGCCUCGGCCAUUCAUUUACACCUACAGAAGACUCGUCUGCAGCGAGUUGGGAUUUAUAUUUAAUGCUUAGAUCUUUCGGGUCAAAGCUGCUCUGGCUGCUCGGAUGUGACCUGGUACUCCGGGCCGAGGAGCGUCCCUGCCCUCUCCUUGGAGCGUCCGUAGCGAAGUCAGCACUGUCUGACACACCUGGGGUCGUGCUCUGCGUUUGCUCAGUAGCGGUUUCUUUUCAAUACUUUCCAAACCGUCUUCCAGCUCUGGGUCAUCGCUGACCUCUGAUAUUUUCUUCCUCAAACUGUGCCUUUAAGUUCCUUCUUCUUUCCUACUUCCUUCGUGCACCACAGCCGUAGGCAGUCUAUCGAGUUUGUACCCAUCUGUCUUGUGAGUAGCUCUCUUUUACAAGAAACCUUUGCAACCCCCUUCUCGUUGAGUAUUUUGUGUGAUCUGCAGCUCCCCUUUGCUACGUACUGUAAUUACACAGCCGCAUCGUGGGAAAUUUGUUCCCCCAAAGUAGCCUUUUCGGACGGGAAACGUGCAUUGUUCGCUCACGACGCAGCGCAAAUGGUGUGGGUGUUCUGUGACUGAGGUGUGCGAGCAAGUGGUCGUAGGAAUGAAUGCAUGGACUAGGGCAAGGCAGAAGCAGAUACGUCGUUCUGGUAGCGUUGGUCUGGCAUGCGUUUGGGAAACGCAUUUCGCCGGAGCUCCCCAGGUUUCUGCCCAGCCAGCGCUCAGCGCGGAUCUCCGGCCGCUCUCUCUGGUUCGCUGCUGAAGGCUCCGGGGCGUCCACUGUGGUUUCUGCAGAGAAAUGCAACAGAGGCAGCAUUCCAGCCCUGGUUUUCGGAGGGGAAAUAAGACCUGCCCCAAGAUUGAUGGAUUUCGAUGUGGUCUUCAGUGAUGUAUCAUUCGAAUAAUGUACCUUCUCCUGUGUAUUUCUUAACCUUGUAGAAUGCUUGUAAGAAAAAGUUGCUGUUCUAAAAGAGUCUUGACCCAUCAGUAGCGUCCUCGCAGGUUGUUGCUAGGCUGGUUGUUUCUCUUCUGCUUCAUUUUCUACCCUAAAGUGCAAAGUGUACUUCUCUAACUCCCGCUAGAGAGGAGAAGCUGCCUGUUGACCCAAAAGGGAGUGAAGGUUGCAGACUCACAGAGCUGCGAGACUAAAAUUGAUGAGCUGCAGAACCAACCCUUACGCUCCCGAGUUCCGCAGGCAGCUGUCUCUCCUGGUUUGUUACCAAGAAGCUUUCCAGAGACAUUUUAAGCCGCUUCAAGCUGACACUAUGUGAAAAUGCCAGCUUCUAUUUUGUCCAGUCCCAUAAAAUUCAAGUAGCACUAAACCACGUGGCAGCCAAAAGGUCUGUCUGUUUGGGAGCAAGAGCUUUAACCGGGCCUGAUCGCGUUUGGUUUAGGAGAAGCAGCCAGUGGGUUUCUGCAGCAAUGGGAGAAGCAGUAAACAGUGCGAAGUCUGACGAUGAGCAUUGCAGACUUUAGGCUUUGGUUCGUACUUUCAGCACCUGCGUCAGGUUGUGUCUAGUGCUGUUACCAGGAACUGCUGCUCUCAUUUGGAAACAGCCGAAGUAGUGCAGGAAAAAUUUAAUAGCCUGUAGGAGUAACACCCCUCUGUCCCUAAAACCGAAACGGAGGCGCUGCCCCGUCCUGGCCUCUCAGCCCUCGCUGGCCACGUUACUCGGCGCUGUCCCGGGAUGGUUCUUCCCAAACCACGAAGCCACCCGGGGUUCCCGUUCCCGGGGCAGGGGGGGCAGCGGGGGCCCCUCGCCGCCCGGCGUGUGGGGAGCGGAGCCGACCGCGAUCACCCGGGAUCGGCGCUCGUGGAGGAGAGAGGGAGCACGGCCUCCGGGUGGCAUCCCGGACAUGCCCCUUCUUUGCAACUCUAGGAGUUCAGAUCCCUUUUGUUUUUUUGUUUUUUUUUUUUAAGAGAAUUAGACAGAUUUCACCUCCGGGAAUUGCCAACUCUUAUUCCCCUGGUGUAUUGGAAAUGGGCAGCUAUGCAUAAAAGCACAGAUUCGUACAGCUACACGUUUUUGCAACAUUCCUCUCCAGUGGCAUAACUUCGGCAGGGGAUCCAGAGGAGAGUGGAAAGGGACGUGUAUAUUUUCUAGUUAGAGAAGAUCCAGAGGUGUAUCCAGUAAUAGAUUCCGUAUGCAUCUCAUAAGUCAUCCAAGAAAUGGGUUUUAUUUUAUGUUCUUGUAAUUGCUUCGGGUUGGCUUAGGCUUUUUGGUUUUGACAUGAUAUACUGAUUUCAUGUUUUAAUGCUUGCUCAAACCCACCAGCUUUUAACUUCAUCUGAAAACUCACAGAUUGAAGCCCAUCGGUUUUACAGCAGUGCCCGUGGAAUGUGUCAGCAAUACUUCUCUGCUAAGGUCACCGUGUAUGUAUGAAUUCUGUUUGUGUUCUGCAAAAAUGUCUGUGUCAUUCCUGGAGAAUAAUUCCUGUCCGGGUUGAACCAUUAAAUGUAUUUCCAUCAGUGAGUAGCAUGGUCAGCCACAGGUAUCCAGCUGAGCCUGACAGAGCAAAAAGGGUUACAUUUUAGGCUGAUGCUUUUAGGUAUUUCUUUCUCCACAGUAAGUUAACUCCCGUGAGAGCGAGCAUGUCAUUACAGAUCAUGCCUGCCAGGAAUCCUACCUGUAAAAAUAGAUUUUCUGUCUCAAGGGCCUUAAUAAGAGUGUUACUACACAGAACUGUUUUACAAUGAUAGCUCUAAAUAAUUUAUUUUUUAUUUCAACAAAGUACACCUUAAAAAGUAAUAAACUUGUUUUUCAAGCCGUAUUUUUAUGCUAGUAGCACUGGACUGUUUGGUCUCUGAGAUCCAUUUCUGCAUUUCAUUGCCUGGGUUUGUUCUAAAGAAGAUUUAUUUUUGUUCUGUGAAUAAUUUUUGAAGGUUCUUGUAAUAUGUACAGAUAUAGAUACAUUUGAGGUCUUUUAUUGAUAUUCCUACAAAGAAUACAAAUAAACUUUAACUUUAAACAG